UUUUACAAAAUAAUAAAAAUGCUACAUACAUUUAAAUGCAUGUGCUUGUGUCUGCAGACUUAUCUCACUCCAGCCGGCUGACCAAAGUUUGCAACCCUGGGAAGUCGAUCUAAUUUUGUACCCCAUACAAUAUGUACUUUUGCCCAGGGAAAUCUGAUCAGAACCUACUAUUUUAAGUGUCUGGGGUAACAGCGUGGCCUCCACAUCAGCAGGGGGCAGCACAUUUAGCCCGGAAGGCUCGAAACUCGGACCUGUUCAAGACUGGCAUGGCGUCCCGAAAGCGAAGCGCGGUGUGGCUGUACUACCAACCCGGCGAAGACGCCAGCAAGGUGGUCUGCAUGAUAUGCCUGGAUGCCAUCCAGCACUGUGGCAACACCAGCAACAUGCUGAAGCACUUGCGCUCGAAGCACCACGCCGAGUACGCCGACGUGGAGGCGAAGAAGAAAGCGGAGGCGCGCACCCCGCGGGAGGCCGCGCACGCAGUGGCCGCCGCCUCCACUGCAGCCGCCGCGUACCCAGACAUGCUGACGAUUGUGGUAGAUGACUCGGAAAAGGAACAAAUAAAAAGUGAGGAUGACAGAACCGGGACGGUCAUUGGCAUCCAUAACGGACCCUCCCAUUCCUCUGUCUCAGAGCCCAAGAAGGAGGGAGCCAUAUGGGCGUAUUAUCAGGAAGGGCACGAAGGGAAUUCUGCCCUCUGCCUGCUGUGCUCGGAAAACGUCCUCUAUCGGCGCAACGAGAGCCAGCUGCACAAGCAUUUACGCAAACGGCAUCCCAACGAAUAUAAUGGCUUAGAAGGCGGAGCCUCGGCGGUGGGGUGGGAGGAGCCGGCGGCAGGAUCCAUGGUGCACUGCUCCCUGAGGCGGCCAUCUUUGCAAGAUGAAGCUUGUGGCAUCGGUGGAAGGUUCCCUGAUAUACUCGAGGUAAUAACGCUAGGGCAGUCAGAGCAGGAGCAGACAAGGCGGGCCUUGGAGCAGGAGGCCCGGGCACUGCAGCGAGAGAGAGAGCUGACAGAGCAACUGAGGAGAGCCCAGGAACAGGAGGCACGAGCUCUGGAGCAGCAGCGGGAGCUGACGGAGCAGCUGCGGAGGGCCCAGGAGCAGGAGAUGAAGAGGGCCAGAGAACAGGAGGCCCAGGCUCUGGAGCGUGAGAGGCAGGCCAUAGAGCAGCUGAGGAGGGCCCAGGAGCAGGAGGGCCGGGCCAUACGGACAGAAAGGGAGGCGCUGGAGCAGCUGCGCAGGGAUCUGGAGCAGGAGCGAUUGGCAUUACGGAGGCGGGAACGAGAAUGUGAGGGAGCGGGCAGCGGCCGAGGACGGGCGACACUGGGGACGCAGACCGACGACGCUGACCCAGAGGAGGCGCUGUUGUGAAGGUGGAGGAGCGUGGCUAGUGCUGAGGCCGCUGGCGUGUGGGGGACAUGCGGGCGGGGGAUCGGGGUUAUUGAAGUCACAUGACCCUGGAGGUGCCCAGCCUGCCUCCCUAUUGGCUCGUUUUGUCUCCGCAUCGGAAACCUUGGGCGGCCUGCAUAUGGAUCCAGCCUGCCAGUGCUGCGACAUAAACGUGGGGGUCCAUUCACUCAUGUUCAGCCGUCAUUGAGUCUAGGGCCCAUGUCACUGUUUCCGGUUUACCUACAGAAGACGCAGGACCGGACUGGAACGUGCCCCCGGUCACUAUGAGACCCAGUUGGCCAGUGCCCGUAAUUCUGCGAGAUCCACUGUGUAAACGAGGCUCUGGGGUCGGGUGCUGAAGGGGGGAGCUUGAGGGAGCGCAACCCCAAUGUUCCGGAGAGUUCUUCCAAGAGGCCUUCACUUGCGUCACAAAAUCCCACACCGUGGCUUAUUUAGGAAUGCGUUAAGAAGAAAUAGUCGGGGAAAUAAGACAGACCAGCGAGUCAGCAAGUGCCAUGACAUGGGAAGUCAUGUUUCAGAAAGAACAAAGUGGUGAAAGAUCUUUACUAUUGGUCAUAAUUGUUAAACUUCCAAGCUGUUUGUAUCCGUUACAAUUUCAUAAUACGAUGCUUUAAUCCAGGGGUGGCCAAUCUUAUCUGCAAAGGGCCGGUGUGUAUGCAGGUUUUUGGGAUAACCUUUAGGUCAGCUGUUCAAACCCAGGUGUGAGGAGUCUUCAGCCAAUCAGUCCUCUAAUUAGUAAUCUAAUUAGGGAGUUGCAGCGAAAUCCCGCAUACACAGCGGCCCUUUGCGGAUAAGAUUGGCCACCCCUGCUUUAAUCCAUCAGUUGCCAUCAAAGCAAAACACAGUUUAAACAGGUACCAACAUCUGUACACCUGGCACCUUUUCAAAAUUCACAUUGUCACUGUAACCUUAAUGUCCACUGCUGCCGAUUUCCGCUGUGUGACUUUCCAUCCCCUGUCACAUGUCUAGGACCGCUGGGUGACACAUCAGCUCCUUUAAAGCACUGAACCUCUUUCGUGAGCGAUUACAGGAACCUGCCUUCCGGUGACUUUUUACUUUUGCGGGUUGUGGCUCAUGCUGCUUGUGUCUGCCUCAGUGUUUUUGCAGUCAAACUUAAUUUGUAUGUGGGAGACGGGGUGUUUAUAUCCUGAAAUACACAUCUGUAAUGUAAAGAGUAAAUUACGAAAUGUAUAUACCAGGUGUCAAGCAUAGGGAGAGUUUACCUUCCAUCUCUGGGACAGAAUUCUCUAACUGUUGAAAAAAAAUCAUUAAUAUAACUUGAUGCUGGAUAGAGCUAAUGACUGUUAACACUUUUUAAAUCCCCCCCCCGCAUCUGUAGAGUUGCUGUUUGUUCUGUAAUAGGUCUCCCUCUCAACUUGCAUCAUGCCAAUUUGUGAGGUUAUGUCAUAUGAAAUUUUCCCUCAAGGGGGCGCCCCUGUCCACAUGACUGACUCUUAAGGACUAUGGACCCUGGAGUGAGCUAACACUCUAGCCAAAUGCUGUUCAUUCUGACCCACUUGUGGCCCUGUAGCUGCCCUAUCGAAAGCACUGUACUCGCUCUACUUGAAUAUGCAAGCAUGUUAUAUUGGGAUCUUCCCUGCCAUAAAAAUGUGAGGUUUACAUUUUCAGAUUUAAUGGUACAUUUUCCAAUUUAUAUCCUAUGUCUCCAUUUAAUGUGCGGUUAACUUAUUGUUUUUAUUCACAUUUGAUUGUAUAUAAAUGUGUUUUAUAGCUGAGUUAAAUUAUCUGCAUAAGUGAGUGGAUUUUGGAAAAAACACAGUUUGAAUUGUCCCAUAGAAUCCUUUAUGACUUGUCUCUUUGUAAUCUAGUCAUAAAUAAAAAUGCUACUUGCAUAUGUUUUUGCAUGCAUGUAAAUGAGGAGGGGCUGUCGCGAGUAGCUUAGCAACCUGAAACCUACAGAGCUUGAAUCCCACCUCUGUUCCAUGUGCGUGGGCUUCGCAGGGGGUCUGGUUUUUCCCCCACUAUUCCAAAAAGCAGUUGGGCCAACUGGGAUCUGUCUAUCUGUGAUGGGCCGGCAUCCUGCUAAGUGGUUUUCCCCUUAUGCCCUCUGCUUCCUGGGGCAAGACUCCAGGAACGUGUGCUAUUUCAUUAUUGAGCAUUUCAUUUUCAUUUAAGUAAAUAAAUUCACACUGCUUUUA
Messenger RNA from Paramormyrops kingsleyae, 3568 nucleotides. RefSeq lists its product as uncharacterized. Gene Ontology annotation, molecular function: DNA binding. Lineage: Eukaryota; Metazoa; Chordata; Actinopteri; Osteoglossiformes; Mormyridae. The record is from RefSeq and is a predicted model, not a curated record.